Molecule: messenger RNA, 8392 nt
Organism: Eublepharis macularius
Lineage: Eukaryota; Metazoa; Chordata; Lepidosauria; Squamata; Eublepharidae
Gene: DENND5A
Product: DENN domain containing 5A
Exons: 25
Coding region: 157-4248 (1363 amino acids)
Molecular function (GO): small GTPase binding; guanyl-nucleotide exchange factor activity
Source: RefSeq, a predicted model, not a curated record
UGGCCGCUCCACUCCGUCAUGGAGGCAGCAGCGGGGACCGCGGCGGCAGCCGCAUUUGGCACAUCUGGGAAGGCAGAAGCCGCGGCGGCAGCCCGAAUCUUCUUUGCUUCCCGCAGGGCGACUUGAGCCGCCCCGCCCGGUAGGGGUUCGUCCAGUAUGAGCGGCGGUGGCGGCUCCGGCUCCGGCUCCUCGUCGUCUGCUCCCAGCCGCUUCGCCGACUACUUCGUGAUCUGCGGGCUCGACACCGAGACUGGGCUGGAGCCGGACGAGCUCUCUGCAUUAUGCCAGUAUAUACAGGCCUCUAAAGCCCAAGAUGGUGGUAGCCGUUUCAUUUCCAGUUCUGCAGAAGGUGAAAAUUUUGAACAGACUCCACUAAGGCGUACAUUCAAGUCCAAAGUUCUUGCUCGUUAUCCUGAAAAUGUUGAAUGGAAUCCCUUUGAUCAAGAUGCAGUGGGAAUGCUAUGUAUGCCUAAGGGCCUGUCUUUCAAGACACAAGCUGAUGCCAGGGAUCCUCAGUUCCAUUCUUUUAUCAUUACCCGUGAAGAUGGCUCACGGACAUUUGGAUUUUCUCUUACAUUUUAUGAAGAAGUUACCAGCAAACAAAUCUGUAGUGCAAUGCAGACAUUGUAUCACAUGCACAAUGCAGAAUAUGAUAUUCUUCAUACUCCACCUACAAAUGACAAAGAUAACUGUAGCACUCUGGAAGACUGUAAUGACACCUCUGUAUCGAAACUGCAGCGAUUUAACUCCUAUGAUAUUAGCAGGGACACUCUGUAUGUCUCUAAGUGCAUUUGUCUGAUAACCCCAAUGUCUUUCAUGAAGGCAUGUAGAAAAGUACUUGAGCAACUCCACAGAGCUGUAACUUCACCUCAGCCACCACCAUUACCUUUGGAAAGCUUUAUUUACAAUAUACUCUAUGAAGUUCCUCUUCCUCCAGCAGGGAGAUCUCUAAAAUUUUCAGGCGUUUAUGGACCAAUUAUCUGCCAGAGGCCAAGCACCAAUGAAUUGCCAUUAUUUGACUUUCCAAUUAAAGAAGUUGUUGAAUUACUUGGAGUGGAGAAUAUGGUUCAGCUCUUUACCUGUGCUCUUUUGGAAUUUCAGAUACUGCUUUAUUCACAGCAUUACCAGAGACUGAUGACUGUGGCAGAGACAAUCACAGCACUGAUGUUUCCUUUCCAGUGGCAGCAUGUCUAUGUUCCCAUUCUCCCAGCCUCCCUCUUACACUUUCUAGAUGCUCCUGUCCCUUAUCUAAUGGGCUUGCACUCAAAUGGGCUAGAUGACCGGUCUAAACUGGAACUCCCCCAAGAGGCAAACUUGUGCUUUGUGGACAUAGAUAACCACUAUGUUGAGCUGCCAGAAGAUUUGCCUCAAUUUCCAAAUAAACUUGAAUUCAUUCAGGAAGCCUCGGAGAUCCUUAUGGCUUUUGGGAUUCCACCUGAGGGAAACUUGCAUUGUAGUGAAAGUGCCUCCAAGAUGAAAAGCCUCAGGACAUGUGAUAUAGUAUCUGAUAAAAGAAAUGGGAACAUAGCAGGGUCACCAAUCAAUUCUUAUGAACUGCUGAAAGAAAAUGAAACCAUAGCAAGGCUCCAAGCACUUGUGAAAAGAACAGGUGUGAGCCUUGAAAAGGUUGAAGUUCAGGAGGAGACUGGUAGCAAGAAAGACCUGAAAAUGCAAUGUGAUGAAGAAGAGUCCAAAGUUUACCAGCUCAACAUCCAUGUACGGGAGGUUUUUGCCAAUCGUUUCACUCAGAUGUUUGCAGAUUAUGAAGUGUUUGUUAUUCAGCCCAGUCAAGACAAGGAAUCAUGGUUUACCAACAGGGAGCAGAUGCAGAAUUUUGAUAAAGCAUCAUUCUUGUCUGACCAGCCUGAACCUUACUUGCCUUUCCUCUCAAGAUUUUUGGAGACCCAGAUGUUUGCUUCUUUUAUCGACAAUAAGAUUAUGUGCCAUGAUGAUGAUGACAAAGAUCCUAUUUUGAGAGUGUUUGAUUCUAGAGUGGAUAAAAUUAGACUACUAAAUGUUCGCACACCAACUUUGCGCACAUCGAUGUAUCAAAAGUGCACUACCAUUGAUGAGGCUGAGAAAGCUAUUGAAUUAAGGCUGGCAAAAAUAGAUCAUACUGCAGUGCAUCCCCACUUGCUCGAUAUGAAAAUUGGCCAAGGAAAAUAUGAACCUGGAUUUUUUCCUAAGCUCCAGUCUGAUGUGCUUUCUACAGGACCAGCAAGCAACAAAUGGACCAAGAGAAAUGCACCAGCACAGUGGAGGCGGAAAGAUAGGCAGAAACAACACACAGAGCACCUUCGUCUUGACAAUGAUCAGAGAGAGCACCUGGAUUUUGUUUUGCCAGAGCUUCAGUUGCAGUUAUGUUUAAACUUGGACCAGCAUGAUUGGCCUUUCUUGCACUCUAUUAAAUCUGUUUCAGAGCUUUACCUGAAGUAUAUCCAAGAAGCCCGGAAUCUGGGCAGCACCAUCCGGCAGCCCAAGUUGUCUAAUCUCUCACCAUCAGUAAUUGCACAGACCAACUGGAAAUUUGUUGAAGGUUUGCUUAAAGAAUGCCGAAAUAAGACCAAGAGGAUGCUAGUGGAAAAAAUGGGCCGUGAAGCUGUGGAACUUGGUCAUGGUGAAGUGAACAUUACAGGCGUUGAAGAAAAUACAUUGAUAGCCAGUCUCUGUGAUCUCUUAGAAAGGAUAUGGAGUCAUGGUUUGCAAGUGAAGCAGGAUAGAAGCUGUACUACUUUCAUCCUAGAAGAUAGAGCAUCAGUAUACUCUGCUACAACUCAGAUUUGGGCUUUUCAGACCAGCAAACGGCCAACCCUACAUAAGGGGAAGUCUGCUUUGUGGUCACACUUGUUACAUUACCAAGAAAACAGGCAGAGAAAACCUACAUCAGGAAGCUUCAGUCCCUCAGGUAUACUUCCAGAUUCAGAAAGAAGGAAGUCGGAUGCCAGCCCAGUAAUGUCUCCCUUAAGGGUGUCUCUUAUCCAGGACAUGAGGCAUAUCCAGAAUAUUAGUGAAAUCAAAACAGACGUUGGUAAGGCUAGAGCUUGGGUUCGGCUGUCCAUGGAAAAGAAAUUGCUCUCUAGACAUCUGAAACACCUUCUUUCUGAUCAUGAACUCACAAAAAAACUCUACAAACGUUAUGCUUUCCUCCGCUGUGAUGACGAGAAAGAGCAGUUUCUUUAUCAUCUCUUGUCAUUCAAUGCUGUUGAUUAUUUUUGUUUUACCAAUGUUUUUACAACAAUCUUGAUUCCAUACCAUAUAUUGAUUGUUCCUAGCAAAAAGCUUGGUGGCUCAAUGUUCACAGCCAAUCCAUGGAUAUGUAUUUCAGGAGAACUGGGUGAAACAGGAGUCCUACAGGUUCCCAGAAAUACGCUAGAGAUGACAUUUGAGUGUCAGAAUCUGGGAAAGCUUACUACAGUACAAAUAGGACAUGAUAAUUCUGGUUUGUAUGCAAAGUGGCUAGUGGAAUAUGUUAUGGUCAGAAAUGAAGUAACAGGCCAUACUUACAAGUUUCCAUGUGGGAGAUGGCUUGGAAAAGGGAUGGAUGAUGGCAGUUUAGAGAGGAUUCUGGUGGGAGAAUUGCUGACAUCCCACACUGAAGUGGAUGAAAGACAGUGUAGAACCCCACCUUUGCAGCAAUCCCCAAGCAUGAUCAGAAGAUUUGUGACUAUAUCACCAAACAACAAACCAAAGUUAAAUACAGGCCAGAUACAAGAAUCUAUUGGUGAAGCAGUAAAUGGAAUAGUCAAACAUUUCCACAAGCCUGAGAAAGAGAGAGGCAGUUUGACACUUCUACUUUGUGGAGAAGGUGGGCUUGUCUCAGCUCUUGAGCAAGUGUUUCAGCAUGGAUUUAAAUCACCCAGGCUCUUCAAAAAUGUUUUUAUUUGGGACUUUCUAGAAAAAGCACAAGGAUAUUAUGAAGCUGUAGAUCAAAAUGAAUUAGUCCCAGAGGAAAACUGGCAGACAAGGGCCAGGAGUUUUUGUCGCUUUGUGACAGCCAUCAAUAACACUCCUAGAAACAUUGGGAAGGAUGGAAAGUUUCAGAUGCUGGUAUGCCUUGGAGCCAGAGACCACCUCUUGCACCAUUGGAUUGCUUUGUUGGCAGACUGCUCUAUCACAGCUCAGAUGUAUGAGGAUACAGCACUGAUAAAGGAUCAUACCCUAGUGAACUCCUUGAUACGGGUACUGCAGACCUUACAGGAGUUCAACAUCACAUUGGAGGCAUCCCUUGUUAAAGGAAUUGACAUCUGAUCUGCCUCUCUGCAAGCACCAUGAAAAGCAACAAGCAACAAACUUUAAUUAGUAUGCAAAGAUUUUAUCUGCUAAUACAUUGCAUUGUGAACUCCAAAAAUCCACAUCACUCAAUUCUUCUGGAAGGAAGCUCCAAAUAGAGUGUGGAGAAAUGGAAGCUGUAAACCCAAUGUAUAGAUGGGAAAAGAUUCUUAUAAAUCAAUUUUAGAGUUUAUUUGUUGAUUUGCUUUUAAACACUUUCAUGUGAAAGAGUUAGAUAACAAGUAUUGUGUAGCUUAUUUUAAAGCUGCAAUAUUUCCUUGCCCUCGAAAAUGGUGCAGUGAGGCUCUUGGCAUUCUCUGAACUUGCCUUCAGAUUGUAUAAUGCACACAUUCCAUUUCUGCAAAGGGUCAUUCAGCAAUUUUAAAUCUAAUGUUUAUGUUUUAUGUUAAUAUUAUCAUCACUGGCUUUUCCCCUGUUGAGUCACUGCUGUGCUAUAAGAAGUACAAGUUUAAAUAUUGGUGUUUUUUUAGUCUUGACAGCAAGGCUUUUUAAAAUUUUUCCUGUCAGUAUUAUUUUUCAGGAGAUGUAUAGAGGAACGAACCAUUCAGAGGCUUAGAAAUCAGUGGUAUUUUUUCAUAGGGUACGAUAUUGCACAGAAAAAAAUUGUAGCGUGUUUUUAACUGACAUAUUUAUUUAACUUCUAAUCAUGUUGUACUUUUUUGUCUUUAAAAAGAAAAUAGUAUACUUAGGCUGUUACAUGUCCAUUGUGUGUUCAAUUUGGGGAUCUAAUUAGAGUGCAGCCACCCUAAAAGGCCCAGAGUAAGAAUGUUGCUUAGAAAAAUAAGUUUAAUUGUGGCUCUGUCUUUUGAACCCAACUUGUUUAUAUGCAAUAACCUUUUAACUAAUAAAUACUAAAGUGGUAAUUCUAAAGCCCAAGUAUAGUUAAUGUAGUAACUGUCUAAUCCCCAGUUUACUGCAAUAUCACAUACGUGCUUAGAAUGGGACACAGCAACACCUUCACAAUUGUGAAUCAUUGCUGCAUGACUGGCACAACUUUUUAACAUCAUAGGCACAUGCUGGUGCAGAUAUUUGGGGUUGGGUAAGAGUGAGGUCAGUAUUACUGUGACUUGCCUAUGCUGCUCCUCAGCUAAUGCCAUGUAAAGGUUUCAGGACUUCCUUUUGGUAACAUCAGAACAGACAAGAACAUACAUAAGAUUUUUUGAAAUGCUUGAGCGCUCGCUUGCUAAUUCUUGUUUAAUUAAAAGACUGGAUUUCUUUGAUGCUUAUAAAUGUGUACAAAACUUAAGCUUGCCCUUAUAAUGUUCAGAAUUUGUGGACUUUUUCAAUAGUAAAACCUUAAUUGCAAAAUCUAAUGAAUGCCUAGAAGCAACUGUUCUUGUUAGAAUUCUCCACUGAAAUCCCUAGGCAACACAUACCUGAAGAAACACUAAGAUGUUCUAUACAGGGUUUUAAGUCUCUUAAGAUGCCAUCACUGUAUAAACAGUAUCUUGAUCAUUAGGAUCUUUAACAUAAGAAGUGAUGAUAAGGGAGUUUUCAGUUGUCAGGUUCUCCAACAUGUAGCAUUAUUCUUUAUUUCCUACAUUUUGUGGUCAUUUUUAUUCAAAUAACUUAAAAAUAUAGCACAUGUAUGUAUUAAAUUUUACUAUUUUUACUUUUCUUGUGUUGAUUUUUUUAAUACAUUAACAAAUACUUGUUUGUAUACCCUUUAUUUCAUACUUCAGUUGGGUUCUCUUGUUGAAAUACGCCAAAGACUUGAAAGAAUGCUGUCCACUGAUGGAUUAAUAUUUUUGCAGCUUCACAUUCCCUAAUCUUGAAUAAAAGCCCUGUAUUGGGUAUCUAUACAAGAUAAAAUAUUCUGUUGAUUAUAGCUGACAGCUUUUUACUUCAACCAAGAAAAUUAUGAAAGCAUACUUAACAUACAUUGUAGCUAGCUUACUUCAGCGUUAUCUUUGAAAUCCUGAAUACAAAGUGACAGUUUGAAUGGUGCUUCCUUUUCAUCAUUUUUUAUUGAGGCAAAUAUAUCAAUGCUAUUGUGCACUAGUUUGUUGAUGCUGGUUUCAAGUAUAUUGUGUUUAAAAUCUAUUUAGGCUUUGUUCAUACACUAUCAAGUAACCAGGUACUGACGAUAAUGAACUUCUUGGGACAAAUUGUUCAGGUAAAAUCUUUUAAAAGCAGCUAAAAUGGUAAGGUAAAACUAUCAAAGAAAAAUAAAACAUUAAGUGAGCCUUGUCUUGUAAUGUCAGCCCCGCAUUUAAAUGGCCAAGCCACUUUUAAAACUGAGAAGCUUUCUCAAAGCCAUUUGUGGUGUGUAUUGCACACAUGCACACACUGGUCAGCUCUUCAAAGAUAAAAAGAUGGAUUUGUUACUCUUGCUGUACUUAUCAGAGGCAUAUACACUGCAUGUCACUGGUGUUCAUUAUGUUGUAUAAUGCAAGUAGAUCUAGCUCCAACAUAUACCCUCCCCUUGCAGCUGUGCCUGAAUGGAUUAAAUAUGACAUAUUCAUGAGCUUUCCUCUUCGAGAAAAGAAAAAUAUAACAAUCCAUGAAUUCAUGGCAAUACCAAUGUAGCACCAACAUUUUAAAUAUACUAUUAUAAUCAUACCAUGUGUACUUUAUUUAUACUCUACUUUUUUGUUCUUUUGCAAUUUAAGCAGACAAGCGUACAAGCUGAUUCAGGUUUACAUACAUCAAUAUAUGUGAGAAUUUUCCUGCAAAACUAGGCUCAAUUUAAGUUUUUAGCUUGGCAGUGGUUGCUGUAGUAUGCAAUAUCAAUGCCUAAACAAAAAAGCUAUCAAAAUUCCUGCAAAUGUGCUGUAAAAUCUUUUUUUCUAAAUGGACAUAGAUUUAGAACAGAACCCAGUGCCUCCUGUUUUCUUAGCAGACCUGUUCAUGGUUUCUCCAGAAUAAAAUCAUAUUCCAUAAUUAAAAUGUUUCUUCCCUUUUAAUAACGUUGAAGGUAGUGGAGGCCUAUUCUUUUAAAAUGGAGGCCAAAUCUCCAAGCGUAUAACAUUUUAAAUAAUAUUCAGUAUCAAGAGAAAUUUUGGUUUAUCUGUCUUUGCCAACUUUGAGGUGUCUUUUAUAUUGAUUGGUAACACUUGAAAUAAAAAGUUAAUUUUUGGCAAGAUACUCAUUUUAAUUGCAGAAAUUCUUCCUAUCCAGGAUAGUUUCAAUUUGGACCACCUUUCAAGAUCUUUUUGAAUCCUCCUCCAUAAUACUUAAUAAUUAUCCUUAAAUAAUGCUUCCUUUUGUCCUAUUAUAUUUAUAUCAAGAUUUCACUGGGUUCACUGCUAUUUCACAUCCCGACAACCCCUCAAUUUUUUCUUCUUGCCUUGUUAACAAUUUAGGUAUUAUUUUAGUUUUUUUCCUGUUGACUUUAAAUCCUGAAAACUUUCCAAAACAUAUAAGAUGGUCCAUAACAUAUUGCAGAGUCUGUUGUGGAUUCAAAAUCAUCAAGACAACAUCAUCUGCAUAACAUUUCAAUUUAAAUUCGUCAUCAACUUUCAAACCUUUAAUUUUAGAGUCCUGUCUCAACUUUGAAGCAAAAAUUUCCAUUGCUAUAAUAAAUAAUUGUGGUGACAGUGGACAGCCUUGUCUAGUGCCCUUUUCAAUUUGUAAUUCUUCUGUUAGUACCCCAUUAAUUAAAAUCUUGGCCUUUUGCUUUGUGUAAAUUCCUUGUAUCCAGUUCUUGAACUUUGAGCCACAAUUUAAAUUCUGUAUUACUUUUUGUAAAAAGAUUUGAGAUUGUCAACUGCUUUUUCAGCUUCCAUUUUUGUGUGGAAUAUGUAUAUGGGAGAGUGUGGACAAAUUGCUUUUGUAAUGGCUCUCUCAGCAAGAAUGAACUCUUGCUUGGCAUAGUUGACUUGGUUUCUAUUGAUGUCUGGAGAGUUGAAAAAAUACUUGAAAGCUAUUAUGUUUUCUUCUCAACGUUCUAUUUCCUUUUAUACUUAGAGGGUGGUUAUUAACUUCCCUUAAGAUACAGCAUCAGUUACAAAUAUAUAUAAAAAAUCGGCCAUUGAAGUUUACAGCACCCGAACAGAAAGCUGUGUUUCUUUUUUAAUUUCCUAACUGUAACUUGAAAUUUUAAAUGUUUCACAGAUGUAGUUUAUUUUACUGAACUGCAAUAAAGUUUUCUUCUGACAUG